Molecule: messenger RNA, 3487 nt
Organism: Amblyraja radiata (thorny skate)
Lineage: Eukaryota; Metazoa; Chordata; Chondrichthyes; Rajiformes; Rajidae
Gene: zbtb10
Product: zinc finger and BTB domain containing 10
Exons: 5
Coding region: 27-2351 (774 amino acids)
Biological process (GO): regulation of transcription by RNA polymerase II
Molecular function (GO): protein binding; DNA-binding transcription factor activity, RNA polymerase II-specific; RNA polymerase II cis-regulatory region sequence-specific DNA binding
Source: RefSeq, a predicted model, not a curated record
CAAAAACACACACACCAACACGCACAAUGUCCGGCGAAAGGAACAGGCGCUCGCUCGCUUUCCGAACCGGGGCCGCAGCCAUCGCAGUGAAAAUUGAAGCUGAUCUCGCCACCCACAACAACACAGAGGCCUCGAAUGGGGCCCUCGUCCGAAGCAGUCCAGAUAAGCCGGCUGCUCUUCUUGCGGUGGACGCCGGAGACGGGGUCGGAGCCAAGACGGAGGCCGCUCAGGAUCAAGAAGAGGACUGGGUGGAGACGGUGGUGGUGGACGAUGUGUUCCCGGAGCAAGGGGGCUCGGUGCGAGUGGUGGACGGCGGCUCCAUCAGCAGCAACGAAUCCGAGGAGGAGGCAGCGGCGGCGUCGGUAGAGGAGGAGGCGACGACGAACGGACCCAGGAACGAAGAGCGAGCCGUGGCCCCCGGGGAUGGAGCCAUGGUCAGAGUUGGGCGAGAUGAUGAGGAGGAAGUUGAAGAAACGAGUAGUUGUAGCCGGCGGGGAGCCGGUUUAACGCUGCUGGGGAGGCCCCAGUCCUUCUUACUACCGCAGCAACGCACUUUCCAGAGGUCGUGGCUGCAAGAGUUUCCGUGGCUUCAGUACGAGCAGAAGACAGGCCUCAUGUAUUGCUCCUGGUGCCUUCGGGCUAACAGCGGCCCGGGGAGCAAUAAUAAUCGCAACAAGUUCGUGAAAGGCAGCCGCAAUUACAGGAGGACCACGUUAUUGCGGCAUCAUCUCUACGCCGAACACCGGGAGAACGACCCAGUGGAUGUAGCUGCCUGUAUGGAGGAACCUAUGCUUGCAUCUGGAUCAACAGACGAGUUGUACGGUGAAUAUAAAAGUGAACGAAAUGAAAUUUCCUAUUGCUAUCAACUACUUCAAGAAUUGAAUGAACAGCGGCAGCAAGGAAUUUUGUGUGAUGUCAACAUUGUGGUGAAGGGUCAGGUUUUCAAAGCCCAUAAGAACAUACUAGUUGCAAGCAGCCGUUAUUUUAAGACGCUGUAUUGCUAUACUCCAAAUGAGAGCUGUGACCAAGUUACAGUAACUCAUCUUGAUGUUGUUGCUGUACAAGGUUUCACAGUCAUUCUAGAUUUCAUGUACUCUGGGCAUUUGGUUUUAACCAGCCAAAAUGUCAUUGAAGUUAUGUCUGUAGCAAGCUAUCUGCAAAUGACUGACAUUGUCCAAGCUUGCCGUAGUUUUAUAAAGGAAGCCCUCAACAUCAGUACAAAAUCUAAUGCUGCAGAAAAAAUCAUAGUGCAGUAUGAGAAGGUAAAAACGUCCAACCCAUCCCUUAGAGACAAUACAGUAGCCAUGUUGAAACAUGAGCACAGCAGCCCUUGGGUGGUCAAAUCUACAAGUACGAUGAAUAGUUGUGCAACAGGUGGUUUGCAUGAAGAAAGAAUAAAGUAUGAAAUGGAGGGCUAUGGCUUAGAUAUGGGUUCAGUAAUGCACCAGGAUGAGAGCUACCAUCUUAAUGAUGCAACCUGGAGUCAAGAAAACUUUACAGAUUAUGGUGGAAAAGAUCUGCAGAUGGGGCUAUCUCAAGAUCAAAGUGCUGCUUUUUCUUGGGGAACUUUGGGAAAAUUAAUGUUGCAGCAAGCAGUGCCACGGAGUGGACGAAGGAAAAACCACAUAACUAGAAGAAUCGUAUACAAUGUUGCACCAAAAGUUGAAGAAGGAGCUGGAGAAAACUUAAUGAUGCAACCUCCCAUGGCAUUCUCCGAGGAUGGAUUGCAGGAAAUUCCUGUAGACCCUUUCUCAGCUGGAACAUCUGAUCAAUUCAGAUUUGGACUGUUACAAGAAGCUCAAAACGGAGAAUCGUGGCUCAAUGGUGAUGCUUCAAUUGGUAGCCAAAAUAAAUUCAAAUGCCCGCAUUGUAAUUACAUUGCUAAAUAUCGACGCACAUUGAAGAGGCAUCAGCUAAUACAUACUGGGGUGCGAUCCUUUGCUUGCGACAUCUGUGGAAAGUUGUUCACACGAAGAGAACAUGUUAAGAGACAUUCCUUGGUACACAAGAAAGAUAAAAAGUACAAAUGUAUGGUUUGUAAAAAGUUCUUCACUUUAGCAGCCAGUGUUGGUAUUAGGCACGGAUCUCGAAGAUAUGGUGUAUGUUUGGAUUGUUCUGGAGGUGAUAGACCGCCAAAAGGUGACCAUGAUGGUAUGGACCUGAUGGUUGAUCCAGAAUUUUUUAAGGAGCAGCAAGAAGAACAGGAUGAGCCAGGUGGAUUGGAACAGGAAGAAAACGAGAGAAUGGUUGGUGAAGAUGUACCAGAUGAAGAAGGAGCAGGGAAUAUCGAUAAAGAGCAAUGGGAAGAUGCUGAGGCUAGUGAGACGUAUGUCAUAUUAGACAAUGACUAGCUAGUACUUAAGCCUUUGUGUUAUAAAACGAAAACGUUUAAUUAUGGUUAUUCACUGUAUUGACAAACCCCAAGAAUUUUAUUUGAAUUUCAAUAAUUAUGGAUUGGCAACAAAACACUAAAUUUUUGGUAUUUUGCUGAUUAUUGUAACUAUUGGAUAAUUGAUAUUUUAAUGAUUGUAGUUAGUGGUUCAUCCACAGUAAUGAUGGAAGAGUCUUGGGGUCAGUGAAGGGCAAUUCCUUAUAAUAACUGAUACUGAUAUUACCACAUUCUUUCCCCAUGAUCUAUCUGAAAAAAUAUGAGGUAAAAAUGUAAUAGCAUCUCUCACUGACUGGGAUACAAAAGAAAAUAAGAACACACUGAAUUCUUGUUAACAGGAGAAGGUCACCCGACACAAACAAACCUAUCAUUUCUGGAAUUGUGAACCCCUGGGUUUACCUAUCUUUUAUGUAUUGCUCUGUUCAAAGCAAAAUAUCCAUUUGUCUCUUGACAUCAUUUGUUUACUCGCAUUUCCUGAUGAUUAUUCCACAACUUCCAUUUUUUGGAUGAAUUAUUACUGUAACCUAUUCUGUUAAUUCAACUUAUUCUUAAAUUGUCCCCUAUUUGAUUCCAUCACCUUGAUGUUUGCCUGAGUAAGUUGAUUGGUCAUGAGAAUGUGAUCUUGGGUCAUGUUAAACUCUCCUUUUUAUCCAAAGAACAUUAUAGUCUUAUAAUUUAAUUCCUUGUACUCAGGAUCUUUGUUCAUCUUUCAACUUUCAUGAAAGCAGUAUUUUAAUCCCGGAUAGGCAAACAAAACUGAAUAAUAUUGCGUUUGGAGUCUGGCCAUUCCCAGCUGCAACUAUAAUCGCGGAAUGAAUAGGGUUUGACAUUUCAAAAAAGAUUGGGUUUUAACUUUGAUUUCUGGAGUGUCUUUUUAUUCUAUGCAUUUUCAAGGCUCAACCUUGCAGGCAAGAAAGCCCAUUUAAUUAUAUUACGUAGGUGCUAGUAACUUAAUUUUUGAAGUGUUUGUCUGCCAUAAGUAAAGCCAGCAUGCAAUCACUGGAGAAGUAAUCUGCAAAAUAAAUGGCAUCUGAGGUAAAUGAUUGCAGAUUGUGACAUUUAAACAAAAUAAAUUCACUGUACAGCAUCAUUAACAAA